Molecule: messenger RNA, 411 nt
Organism: Strongylus vulgaris
Lineage: Eukaryota; Metazoa; Nematoda; Chromadorea; Rhabditida; Strongylidae
Source: the annotation of a GenBank genome assembly
AUGGGUUUACUCGAAGUCGAAAAACUCGUACGCGCAGCCUGCAUUGAAGCCAACGUCGAACCUGUACUAGAGCAGGUUUCUGAACGGCUACAGAGUGUGACAAAACCUUCUGUUUUGAACCCAGAUGAACUUCCCGUUACAAUGAAAACCGGCGUGAAGCAGCUCCCAUUUGCUCCGCUUGCCACUGCAGCCGCAGUAGGCCGUCUUACUUUUACCACUACGAUGCCUCAAGAGUUUUCCACCCAGCGCCAUGCAGUGCAUCCUUCGAGUGAGACACAGCUGCCCAAGCCUAUAGAUAGACCUAUGUUUGGUAAGCCGAAACGAUUGGUCCAUAGAAGGAAGAAAGAUCGAGGCAAGUUUAUACGGAAAGCAAUCCAAAAAGAAAAAGGAAGUCUGACAAAGCUGAAAUGA